ACCACGCUUCGGAGCCACGUUUUGAGGCAACCACGACACACCCCUCAACCUGAAUCGUAUUCCGCAAGGCUGCCGUUAAAAAAAAAAAAAAAAAAAUCUCAAACAAAGUGGCGCUGCAACGGGACACGGGACACCGAGCCGGUUCAUCGAACUGAAUACUCUCGAGUCUCGAGUAAACUCCGUGCGUUGGGGCGGCAACCCACGCGAACAAAAUGGAGAAGGGCAGAAACGUGGUGGUUUCAGCUCUGCAGUUUUCCUGCACAGACGACGUCUCGACCAAUGUCGCCACCGCUGAAAGGCUAGUUAGAGCUGCUCAUAAAAAAGGCGCAAAUAUUAUUCUUAUUCAGGAACUCUUUGAAGGUUAUUACUUCUGUCAGGCACAGAGAGAGGAUUACAUUCAAAGAGCUAAGCCUCAUAAAGGCCAUCCGACAAUUUUAAGGAUGCAGAAACUUGCUAAAGAGUUAAGCGUAGUCAUACCUGUUAGCUUCUUUGAGGAGGCAAAUAAUGCACAUUAUAAUUCAAUAGCCAUAGUUGAUGCUGAUGGAACUGAUCUUGGGGUCUAUAGAAAGUCACACAUCCCAGAUGGACCGGGUUACCAGGAAAAGUUCUAUUUUAAUCCGGGUGAUACAGGCUUUAAGGUUUUCCAGACUAAAUUUGCAAAGAUUGGAGUUGCUAUCUGCUGGGAUCAGUGGUUUCCCGAGGCAGCACGCGCAAUGGUUCUUCAAGGUGCUGAGGUUUUGUUUUAUCCUACUGCUAUUGGGUCUGAGCCUCAAGAUGAAGGGCUAGACUCCCGUGACCAUUGGAGGCGGGUUAUGCAGGGACAUGCUGGGGCCAAUUUGGUACCUGUUGUGGCUUCAAAUCGAAUAGGAAAGGAGAUAAUUGAGACUGAGCAUGGCAAAAGUGAGAUUACAUUUUACGGAAACUCUUUUAUCGCAGGACCUACUGGAGAAGUUGUUUCAGCUGCUGAUGAUGAAGAGGAAGCUGUUCUUAUUGCUGAAUUUGACCUGGACAAGAUCAAAUCAAAACGGCAUUGCUGGGGUGUAUAUCGUGAUCGCCGGCCAGACCUAUAUAAGGUGCUUCUGACACUAGAUGGCAUCAAUCCUGUCCUGUAACAAAGAAAUAUUUUACUCUAACUGUUAUGUAAUUAUUUAUGGGAUGGUUUAGCCCUCUAACGGCACAACAUGCAUUACCAUCAAUAAAGCCCAGUGUAAUUCAAUAAAAUAUGCAGCCUUGGACCAGUCAACCAAGUACUGGGAUAUUCUGUAUCAGGAUCAUUAACUUGAUAUGAUUUAUCUGAAAUUUUGAAUCACUUCCUAUCGUC
Molecule: messenger RNA, 1321 nt
Organism: Prosopis cineraria
Lineage: Eukaryota; Viridiplantae; Streptophyta; Magnoliopsida; Fabales; Fabaceae
Product: N-carbamoylputrescine amidase
Exons: 9
Coding region: 213-1112 (299 amino acids)
Molecular function (GO): N-carbamoylputrescine amidase activity
Source: RefSeq, a predicted model, not a curated record